GAAGAUUGCCCGCACCAACAAUUAUCUAUCAGCAUGAUAUGAAUUAUUAAAGUACCAGUACGUUUCUUCGAAGGUUCACAUUGUAUUUUAUGUGCAAGUCUUAAUUAGCCGUGUCGCGCCUUCUGCUUUCAGGACACCGCGCCUGGCGCAAAGUUCCUUCAUGUAAUAGUAUGACAAUGGCUACCACAGAUGUCUUCAUUAUUUCCUCUUCGCCGCCGCGACAAUCGGUGUCUUACAAUGUAUCUUCACCACCUUUGCCCUCUUUGGAUGAAAUGAUCAAGCAAAAGAAAGCCCCCAACCUUCGAAGAGGUGGUGGUGCUGCCUCUACUCCCUUAGACCCAACAGCCACUUUCACGAGCGCUUCGGCUUUACUACGUAGAGGUUCCUCUGGAUCUUUGCAAGAAUUUGAUACCGCUCGAUCAUUAGCGACGACCACGAAACCUGAUGAAAAUGAACAAAAGAAGACCGCGAAACCUAAAGCUCCACGCAAACCCGCUGCGAAGAAGGAAGAUGGGCCAAUUGAGAAAGUGGCAAAGGUACCCCGCAAGACUACAAGAAAUAAGGGCGAGGAUAGAGCAGAGGGAUUUAUAGAAGGAGUUGUGGAAGAGGGAAAAGAGGGUGUCAAGACAAUUCCAGAAAAGAAACCUCGAAAAUCUAGAGCUAAGAAAACAGACAACCUUGGAGGAGACGGAGAAGAUGGGGGUAUUACGGGUGCAGUUGUGCCAGACGUUUCAAAAGUGGCAGUGGAGACGAAAGCAUGCAAGCCUAGAGCUAAGAAAGGUGAUGAUAUUACGGGGGAGGGAGUGAAGGAGAGAGCCCCGCGCAAACCCAGGGCGAAGAAAACCGAUGUUGAAGCUGGAAGUGAAUCUGUGGCAAAAGAAAAAGCAGUAAGGAAGCCGCGAGCUAAGAAAUCGGAUGGGGGCACAACUGUACAACCUAAGAUGGCUAAGGGCAGAGUUACUAAAACCACCAAUGCCUCAAAUCCGGACAAAGUCGAAACUCCCAAAGCCGAUAAAGUUAGCAAGCAUUUUGCAUCCAAUCCUGUUGUUGAAGAUUUACUUGCAGAGGAAGGAUCCGGUUUGUCUGAGGCGGUCAAGAGAAGAAAGAACUGGACUCCGCCGAAAUCGAAUCAAGUUCUAAUUGACUAUGACGAUAGUCCAGAAGCUGGCAGCUCAGGCUGCAAUCAAGGAUUUACAGAAUUAUUGGGAAGUUUUGGUUUCAGCAGUAGUGAGGCAAAUUCUAUUGAGAAGAGGAUAUCUUCAGGCGUGUCUAGCGGAGCUGCUGUAACAAGAAAACGGAAACUAAUCGAGAUGGUCCACACCAAUAUUCCCACAACGGCUGGUACAAAAGCCACAAAGGAAAAAGCUGUAAAGAAAAAGGCUAGAACACUCACAGACCUUGCAACUUCUGCUUAUACAGCAACAGAAGAUGAUGAUACCAUUAAUGAUACACCUGCUCCAUUGCUUCAACACUUUCCGAAAGCAGCCUCUGGAGAACUCACAAAUGAUGGUUUCAAAAAACCACCCAAACUGAGGUCAAAGAGUCCAGUAAAAGGAUUGCCAAAAUCAAAAAAGGGCUCCGCAGAAGAGCCAAUUCUUCUAUCCCCAGAAUCUGCACUCAAGCAAGUUGGUAACCAAGAUUUUGUAUUCGGAACUUCAAGUCAAUUAGCAAGAGAGGAUUCACCUUCGCUAUUACGCGACCUGCAUGAUGCUAUGCAAGCAUCGAAUGAAUUAGAUGAUUACGAUGAUCCUUUUAUUUCGCCGCCUACGAAGAUAGCCGAAAGAGCGAAAGCUGUAAUAGCUGCGAAGCGAAAUCUUUGGUCUAUUGCAGCUCGUGAUGAUCACGGGGAUCUGAUAGAUAUCGAGACGGUAGACUUGGCACACACACCUGUUGCAAAGCCGGACAGAAUCAUACUUUCUCAAAAACCUUCAUCAUUAUGGAUCACUCCUGCCAAGGACGAGUGGUACGAUAUUGAUGAAAUUGAAGAGAAUCGACCACCCUCUACUCAAGUUCCAGUGAGACAAAUGGGACCGAUUGAGAUGGCCAUUAAUUUGGAACUGUCGAAUAGCCCUCUUCAACCUAAGAAUUCUUCGAAGGAUGUCUCUACAUCUUCUCCACGAAAGAAACAUACCAAGGCUUCCAUCAUCGAAACUACUCCUAAGAAAACUACAACUGCUAAGAUGCCUGAUUAUGAAUCUUUUACUACGCCACAGUUAUCCAGGGAAAUUCAGAAAUAUAAGUUCAAACAAAUCAAAAGUCGUAAAAAGAUGAUCGAUUUAUUGGUUCAGUGUUUUGAGAGUCAGAACCGACCAGCCUUAGGUGUCCUGCAGGGUAACAUACCAAUAACGUCUCAGGGGUCAUCGGAAGUCUCUAAAGUUAUAGCCGGCUCAUCUACUCAGCUAGAACCUACCAUUUCUUCCUCUCAAAGAGGUCGUGGACGACCCACAAAAGAUACUGCUGCUUCCAAGUCGAAGGCGAAGUCAAAGAUUAAAGAUUCAGUAGCAAUUUUGGAGACGGACAGUAAUGCCCCUCUCUCCGAGUUUCGUACACCCAAGAAGUCCAAGAAGGGAAAACAAGUUAUUGAAGAUGUCCCCGAUUCUGAUCACCCUAUGACACCUUCACCGCCACGAAGAUCUGCCUCUCAAAUUCGGAAAGCGUCCAAAGCUCUGGAAUUAUCUCCUAUUAAGAACGAUCACGAUGAUGAGGCUCAGCAAGCACAACUUUUCACUCAUAUUUAUACUGCAAUUACCAGUGCUCCUCCAUCACAAGACCUCUCAAAUCCAAGCUGGCAUGAGAAAAUACUACUUUACGAUCCUGUUGUGUUGGAAGAUUUGGCAUCAUGGCUGAACACGGGAGCUUUGGGUAAAGUCGGUUGGGAUGGGGAGGUGGCUCCGAAAGAGCUUAAGAAAUGGUGUGAAAGUAAGAGUAUCUGUUGUUUAUGGAAGGAAAAUCAGGGGGGUGGGGCGAGGAGCAGAUAUUGAUUAUGGAUAUGAAGUUGUUGUUGUGGCUUGGUCAGUUGACCUUUGCUGUUUAAUGUUUAGAUACCCUGUUUUGUAUACAUAUCUCCAUGACCUCUUGAAUUUGCUGGAUAUGCAAGUGCACUCGUCUACUUUGAUGAUGGAUAAAGAAAACAUAUUUUAUCAUCGUCUUUCAUCUUUCUAAAAUGCUCAUGUGUCUUUUGAACAUUGGUGGGUUUGGUAGUGUCGACAUAUCGGUAUAUUAAAUCGGUACCAGGAUACCGGUACCAAAGUCUCAGAAAAGAAUCAGGAAACCUUUCAGUGUUUUGGUUAAAGUCGAACUUUGCUAUCGCCAAAGGUUUAUAAUGUGGUCCUAACAUGAAGCUGGGGGUUUCGCAAAACCCCUUCGCCUGGAGAACCCCUGUCAAAACAGGAGCUCAUUGGGAACCUCACACGUCAACUGUCUCUAAAGUUCUUGCCAGUGUAACAUUCUAUUUCUAUUUCAUCCUAAUUCUUUAGAUUAAUCGCCAAGGUGAUGCGAGCUAUUUUCUAUGAGAGAAUUCCGACUGGUGCAUUUCAUGCUCUCUUGGCCAAAGCAAUCCGAUGUCUCGGAUGAAUUUGCCUUGAUAGUUCAUCUGAUAGUUUUCAUAUGUUGGCAAAAUAAGAUGAAGUAAUAUGACA
Messenger RNA from Botrytis cinerea B05.10, 3638 nucleotides. RefSeq lists its product as hypothetical. Bases 171 to 2981 code for a protein of 936 amino acids. Gene Ontology annotation, cellular component: Slx1-Slx4 complex; nucleus. Gene Ontology annotation, biological process: DNA repair; DNA replication. The transcript has a single exon. The record is from RefSeq and is a predicted model, not a curated record. Gene Ontology annotation, molecular function: 5'-flap endonuclease activity. NCBI's taxonomy places the organism in Eukaryota, Fungi, Ascomycota, Leotiomycetes, Helotiales, Sclerotiniaceae.